Messenger RNA from Musa acuminata AAA Group (dessert banana), 3060 nucleotides. RefSeq names its product E3 ubiquitin-protein ligase WAV3-like. Lineage: Eukaryota; Viridiplantae; Streptophyta; Magnoliopsida; Zingiberales; Musaceae. The record is from RefSeq and is a predicted model, not a curated record. Bases 450 to 2618 code for a protein of 722 amino acids. The transcript has 2 exons.
CUCUUUAAGUAAAAGAAUUCUUACUCCCCUCUCCCUCUUCCUUCUUCCCCUCCUCUCCCUCCUCGCCUCGUUUCCCAAAAGUCUGCUCGAAAGGUCAAAACCAUCUCUGUCUCCAAUGGCGGCUCCCUCCGCGCGAGAACCCGGCACCUCCUCUUCCCCUUCCCGUUCCCGUGCUCGUUCCAUCCGCUGACCCGGCCCCACCGCGCCGCCGCUACCGCCUCCACCUUCACCGCCAUUGUUUCCCUCCUCUCUCCCACCAACCCUUGUUUUUUGACUAUAUACACCAUGUCCCUCUUCUGAUCCUAGUAAAGGAGAAGAGGUUUCCGAAUCCUGAUUCCAAGAUCUGAUCUUUUUGGACCGGGGAGUGCGGUCGGAGAGGCAAGGCGGGAUCUUGAUAUUGCUCGGCACGCGAUUCUAGAGGAGAGGGCUGACGAAGAGGGAGGGAGAGAAUGGGGAGUCUGUGGAGGAAAGCGAAGAAGGCGAUGGGGUUGAAUCUCUGCGUCCACGUCCCGAGUGCAAUGGGCGACGACGGGUUCCCCUCCGGUGGGCCCGCCGCCGGCUGGAGGGCCUCAGACGCUGCUGCGACCGCGACGUCCUCGCCGGCGGGGUCGGUGGGGGCCUCGGAGUUCCAGGCGCUGAUGCCGUCGACUCCCACGCUGUCUUCAGGCAGCCUCCGGGUGUCCAAAUCCGGCAGCAGAUCGUCAAAGAAAAUAUGCGCCAUAUGUCUUGGAUCCAUGAAAGCGGGACAUGGUCAUGCACUCUUCACUGCCGAGUGUUCCCACACAUUUCACUUCCAUUGCAUCACUUCAAAUGUUAAGCAUGGCAACUAUGUCUGCCCACUUUGCAAAGCCACUUGGAAGGAGAUCCCUUUCAAAGGCUCUCUACCUUCUGAGCAUCCUCAUGGAAGAGCGAGAGUAAACCCAGUCAGUUGGCUGCAGGAAGGUCAUAUGACUGUUGUCCGUCGACUUCCUCAUGCAGACUCCACAAACAGGCGGCGUGAACAGUUUCCUUCUCACUUUCGUGAAUUAGAACCGGAAAAUUUUAAUGAUGAUGAGCCUUUGGAUUUGCUAUCUGAAACAGUCAGAAGUUCCCAACAAAAUUGUCCUAAGAUAGUAGAGGUCAAGACAUAUCCCGAAUUCUCAGCUAUUUCACAAUCAGCUUUGGUGGAGAAUUUUGCUGUCCUGGUCCAUCUGAAGGCUCCUCAUGCUAGCAUGAAACAGAAUCCUAGCAGAAACCACAACGCAAGCUCCACAGCGUCACAAAACUCUCGUGCUCCAAUAGACCUGGUUACCGUACUUGACGUCAGCGGCAGCAUGGCUGGCACAAAGUUGGCACUUCUUAAGCGUGCCAUGAGUUUUGUGAUCCAAAACCUUGGGCCAUCUGAUCGCCUUUCGGUCAUUGCCUUCUCAUCAGCUGCACGACGUCUUUUCCACCUGCGGCGAAUGUCCGACUCUGGUCGACAGCAGGCUUUGCAAGCUGUCAAUUCUUUGGUGUCCAGUGGAGGGACAAACAUUGCCGAAGGCCUUAGGAAGGGGGUCAAGGUAAUUGAAGAACGGAAGGAGAAGAAUCCAGUGUGCAGCAUCAUCCUUCUCUCUGAUGGCCAGGACACUUAUACUUUUCCCUCGAGUGCAACUGGAGCUCAACAUUCACAACUGGAUUACAAAUCACUCGUGCCGCCCUCAAUUAUUAGUGGCACAGCAAUACCAGUCCACACUUUUGGUUUUGGUGCUGACCAUGACUCUGCUGCCAUGCAUUCUAUUUCAGAAGUCUCUGGUGGGACUUUCUCUUUUAUUGAAUCAGAGGUCGUCAUUCAGGAUGCCUUUGCACAAUGCAUUGGUGGGCUUCUUAGUGUGGUCGUGCAGGAGAUGCAGUUGGAUGUGGAGUGUGUGCAUCCUGGUGUGCAGCUAGCUUCUAUAAAAUCAGGUAGCUACAGGAAUCAGUUGUUGAAUGAUGCUCGCACUGGAUUGAUCGAGGUAGGUGACCUUUAUGCUGAUGAAGAGAGGGACUUUCUGGUUUCGGUAAAUGUUCCAUGUGCCAAAGAAGAGAUAAUACUCCUUAAGGUGGCCUGUGUCUAUAAGGACCCAAUUUCAAAAGAUACUGUUCAUUUGGAGGUUAAAGAAGUAAGAAUUCAGAGGCCAGAAAUCAUCUUAUCCCAAACCCCCUCGAUUGAGGUCGACCGUGAGAGGAACCGUAUUGAGUCUGCUGAGGCAAUGUCUGAUGCGAGGGCUGCCGCCGAGCGAGGUGAUCUAUCUGAUGCAGUUUCAAUACUCGAGCAGCGUCGAAUGAUACUGUCUGAGUCCUUGGCUGCACAGUCAAACGACCAACUAUGUUUGGCUCUGGAUGCGGAACUGAGGGAGAUGCAAGACAGGAUGGCAAGUCGACAGAGAUACGAGGCCUCGGGGCGUGCUUAUGUGCUGUCGGGACUGAGCUCGCACUCAUGGCAGAGAGCAACCACACGUGGCGACUCGACCGAUAGUGCUAGUCUUGUCCAUGCUUAUCAGACGCCGACGAUGGUUUACAUGCUAAAUCGUUCACAGACUAUGUGCCCCUCACCUCGGCAUCCUGCUCCACCCAUCCAGCAUACAAGGUCUUUCCCUUCUCAGCCACAGUCAAACUAGUUGAAGUCUCUGAUUCAACGGAGGGUUAAAUUAAAUAUAUAAAAAAAGGAACCAUGUCUUGUUUAAUACCUGUCUCUUCUCUUCUUAUUUGAGGUGGUGGUGGUGGAUAUGGUGGUAUACUGGUGAAAGUAAAGCUGAAGCGGUUUUAAGGCAUACAAGGUGGAGGGAUACAUGUAUGGUGUAAAUGAAUAACUCUGGAGGUGGGAUAAAGUGGUAAUGUGGGUGAAAUGGUAUAAUGUUAAGAGGGAGAAGGUGUAGGUAAUAGCUUUAUUGGUUUUUAUUUUUUAUUUUCCUCUUUGAACUUUGUUGUUGGUGAUGUACAUAGGAGAAGGUUUUCCCUGAAGAGGACGAUGUCCUAAGGUUGUAAUCUCUGCAAAUAUUUGGGGGGUGCAUUCUUCUCUUGGAUUCAUCUAUCUACUAUUGUCAGACUAUUUCUUCUUCA